GUAUGUGUGUGUGACUGUGCGUGUGCAUACACCAAGUCAAUCUUACGAGCGGGAGACCCCAAAUUCCCAUGUUUCUCUGCCGCCCUUUUCCAUGAUCGUAGCAAAGCAGAGUUCCAGAAGAUGCAUGCUGCCCUCAGGAAGAAUUCCAGAUCCCAGAAAGGAAAGGGAGCGCCCCAUUUCGUGAGAAUAGCUCCUGCAUAGGGGAGAGGGGGAGCUUGAAUGGCAAAACACAAGCAGGAAGCAAAAACAACUUUGAAAGGAAGAGAUGCAAAAGAUGGUGCCUACAUUCUCACUGUGCUUGAAGCCUUUUGCAACUCAAUUUGUUUGAGGAAGGUAGUCAAUCACGUCAUCGUAUUGAGCUGUGUGCAUUUAAUCCUUUAUAUUUCAUAGGAACUGAAUCCCUGAUUUGAUUGACCUGUUUGUGCUUAGGACACAUUGUGUGACCCUGCCCCCCUGAGUGAAGGAAGAAAGAGAAAUGGACCAGGGUCAAAGGAUUGGCGUCUCAUUUUUUGUGAACUUAAUAUUCAUGCUUUAUGAACGUGUUCUGGGCUUUUGUAUGUCCUAUGUUGUGUAAACCCUGCAUAAAGGACAGAGAGAGAAUGGCUGGCCUUCCUUUAGCAUGUGGGGGAAGUGGAAAAGGCCCUUCUGGUGCUCAGUCUGGAAUCCGUGGGGAUAUCUGGGCAAGAACUGGGCAGAAGAUGCUGGAAGAAGGAACCAUCGUUUCACAAGUUCAGGCCUGGAACUUCAGGAGCAUCCAAUAUCAGGAGGAUGAGGGUCCCCGAAGACUUUAUAGCCAACUCCACUACUUUUGUAGUCGAUGGUUGAGACCAGAAAAGCACACAAAAGCGCAGAUGCUUGACCUGGUGGUUCUGGAGCAGUUCCUGGCCCUUCUGCCCCUGCAGAUGGAGAGCUGGGUGCGGGAGUGUGGAGCAGAG
Molecule: messenger RNA, 935 nt
Organism: Thamnophis elegans (Western terrestrial garter snake)
Lineage: Eukaryota; Metazoa; Chordata; Lepidosauria; Squamata; Natricidae
Product: zinc finger protein 24-like
Exons: 3
Source: RefSeq, a predicted model, not a curated record